GAGAGAUGGUCUUAUCCCAUAUUAUCCAAGUCUCGACCCAGCCUAAAAACCCAAAUUCGCGUUUGCCCCAGCCUCGCGUGAGAAACAACGCAUCCACGUAGGAUCGUAUGAAUUUCGGACGAAAUUUGUCGUAGGUAUAGCAAGACUUGUAGACAUUACGUGGGCCCUCAGGUAAAAACGAGCCGAGCCAGUUUCUCGGUCUUCGGUUCCACGCCCCCGUCUUCGGAUCGCUCCCAUCGAAACCCUAGCAAUUUGGCACCCUGACACCGCCGCAUGCUGAUCGCCGGCAGGUUACGUCCACCGCCCUCCGGCGAUGAUAUGCACACACGCCCCCAAGUAGCAAUCUGGAUCGAGCCUCAUGGUCGAUGGCAGUAUGGCAUGAGAAGGCGCGCGGAGAUUCGAUCUGCACGGUUUGUACACAUAUUCUUACAGUUGCCGAUCCAUCUCUCGUCAACAUACUGCAGACCUGAUUGAUCUGUUGCCCCAACUUAUCAAUCCAACAUAUUAGCACGCCAAUAAUUUGGCGAUGGCAGAAGUUGCCAAAAGAAAUUCGAGCCGAACAUUUGUUGACCUGCUAAUAUAUUGGUUUGGUAAAUCGAUCCCAUCAACCAAUCAACAACCCCCAUGAACAGAUGCAUAGGCCACGGUUCGUGAUGCAGAGCACAGUGCAAGUCAUGCAUGCUUCAGGUGUCUACGGGUGCAUGAUCCAAUCAGACAUGUUAUGUGCAUCGACAUGCCAGCAUAUCACACUUUUUGUUAUUAAAGGAUGGGCCUGGCGGCUGGCACGGUAUCUCCUGGGUCCUAAAUUUCAAUCAGCCUCUUCACAAAGAAGAUACAGUGUAACAAAAACAAAGGAAAGAUUGCCUCGGGCUAUAACGUGUGGAAGCUUUGCUACUAGUUAUCCGACUCUGCUGACAACAUACACUGCAAGGAAAAACUGUCGAAAUAUGAACCUCUUGAUGAUGCUGCGAUAUCUAAAUGGCUCCUGUCAAUUAUUGGCACUCACAGUGCCCAUAACAUUGAUGUUAUUGUGGAUACAGUUCAUGAACUUGCCCCCAGUACAAACUGGCUGCAUGUAAUGGAAAAUCUUGAUCAUGAGGAUCUCAAUAUUCCGGAUGAAUCAGGCUUUAAUUUAC
Messenger RNA from Lolium rigidum, 1136 nucleotides. RefSeq lists its product as uncharacterized. The record is from RefSeq and is a predicted model, not a curated record. NCBI's taxonomy places the organism in Eukaryota, Viridiplantae, Streptophyta, Magnoliopsida, Poales, Poaceae. Bases 633 to 1079 code for a protein of 148 amino acids. The transcript is spliced from 5 exons.